AUUUAUUACCAGCUGUGUGACGUGUACCAUUGUAUAACUCUGCCUGAAGCUGGUUCCUCUAAGUGAGUCGUCCUUUAGUCACUAAACAUUCCCACACCAUGCUACCAACUGCCCUCGUCGUAGUUUUGGCUGCUGUCAUCGUACAGAUAUCUGAUGCUAAAGCUGUCUCGGAAAAGGGUCGAGUAGAGGAGCUGACCCUCAACCUAGAUGAAGCUGGUCGUGAAAUUGAGGACAAAAGCAGCAAGGAAGCCAAUACUGCAGAACUGACCAGAACCUACGGUCACAUCAAGUUUGGACUGCUCAAAAAGAGAGUGGAAAAACACAAGUUGAAGAAAACGUUAGUGUUCUUAGUCAAACGGUACUUCCUUCACAUGGGAGCCUUCAUCAUGGAAUCCAUAAUGACACCGAUACAGAUCAUCUGGGCCAGCAAAUACAGAUGGAUAGGCUGAGAAGCUUGCAGAUAACGUUUGCAGAUAAAAUGUAUGUCAUUUGAAAAAAAGUAAACAGUUUGAUUGAUA
Molecule: messenger RNA, 518 nt
Organism: Macrosteles quadrilineatus (aster leafhopper)
Lineage: Eukaryota; Metazoa; Arthropoda; Insecta; Hemiptera; Cicadellidae
Exons: 3
Coding region: 99-449 (116 amino acids)
Source: RefSeq, a predicted model, not a curated record